GCAUCUCAGCUUUUGAAGAGGCACAAACGUUUGCAGGAUUUCCCCACCCAUCAGUGGAAAGUGCUUUACAACAUGAAUCUAAAGGCUGCGAUUCAGAUAAGCUGAUCAUAACUGCACUUAUCUGAUGUGCCGAGGAUUAUUUCGGAUCAGUUAUGGGGGAAAAGGAUGGUUGUAAUUCUUCUUUGACAGCAAUCAGGGUUCUGCGAGUUUCCCUCGUGGAUGAACUAGAAGGACGGAUUGACUCUCUGCUGGAAGUCUUAGUAAGUCGGGAGUUUUUCACUCGUGAUGACCGUGAGGAGGUCUUGUGUCAGUUGGGGCCCCGGGCAAGAGUAAGAAAGGUGUUGGACAUCCUGCAGUGUAAAGGCGAAGAAGCAGCUAAUAUUUUCCUCUCAAUUAGCAUCAAUCAUCAGCAAGAGGCACAGAAAUACUCCAAAGAAGGCAACACAGAUCAACCUCAGUCCGUAGAGUACAACAAAGUCAAACAAAAGCAUAAAGAUGUCCUUAGGCGCCGGAGCGAGAGCAUGCUCUUCUACAACACUCGACAUGGAGAGAAAAUCCUUUUUUCUGAACAUUAUGUCAACCUCUUGUUGGUCGAUGGACACCAGGGGUUGGACAUAAAAAGACAUGAGGUUCUGACAUUUGGGCAAAAGCGAUUGUCUUUGCAGCAGAAGUCAGCAGUUCAUAGAAAAAUCACACCAGGGGAAAUAUUCCUCAGUCCAAAUGGAAGUCGUCCAGUCAAGAAAGUUCUGGUGACAGGGGUGGCUGGCAUUGGGAAAACCAUCCUUGUGCAAAAGAUGCUGUUUGAUUUCGGGGGAAACAAAAACUGUCUUACAUUUGACUUCGUCAUCCACAUGACCUUCAGAGACCUCAAUCUGAUCAACAAACCCACAAGCUUCCGGGAGAUGGUCUUGCGUAAGAACAGGCACCUAGCUAAAGAAUUGGAUAACAUUCUAGCUAAUGACAACAAUCUGCUUAUCAUACUGGACGGCUUUGAUGAAUUCAGGCACUACAGGAGCUGCGAGGUAGAUGUAUUUGUGUCUGAGCCUGAUGAAGACGCAGAUGUGGUGGAGGUCUUUGGAAGUCUGAUGCUUGGUGAACUGCUGCCCAAUGCUUCUGUCUUACUCACAAGUCGACCUGCAGCUAUCAACCACAUCCCUGUCGGCUGCAUCGACCGUUUUGUGCUCAUUUCUGGCUUCUCGUUGGCCGAAGUUCAAGACUUCUUCUCACGAUACUUCCAAGACAGAGCUCUUGCUGACCGCAUGUUCGCCGUGGUGUCAGCGAAUGAUCUCAUGCUGACAUUGUGUUACAUACCUGCGUUUUGCUACAUCGUGUGCUGCAUCCUCAAAGAAAGCAAAGAACUCGGUGGACCAAGCCCCAAGACCAUGACAGACAUUUACGUACAGUAUCUAGUGGCAUUGCUCCGCUCUCACACUCAAGCAAGAGCUGAAACCUUUUUUCAGGAGCAACAAGCAGGAGCCAAUCAGCAGCUAUCUGACACUGUGCUAAAGCUGGGCCGACUUGCCUUCAAAAAGUUGAUGGAGCAUCAAACUCUUUUCUACAGCAGCGACCCAGAUGUGGCAGCAGUAAAGGGAUGCAGCCUUGUGAGUACCUUCCUUGACAAGACGGUGGCCCAAGAGCCAGGCUGUACUGAAGAGGUUUACUCCUUUGCACACCUUACUGUCCAAGAGUUCUUUGCAGCCGUUUACUGUGCCGUCACUGAUCAGCCUUUACCUGAUGCAAUUCAGAACUCUACAACUCCCGUGGAGGGAUCCAACUACGGACAUUUGGACCUAUUCAACCGCUUCCUUUCUGGAAUCCUCUCUGAGCGCAAUGCUAACCUUCUGUCGAGGCAGGUGGGGCUGUGUUGUCAUAAAGAAAAAGUGGACUCCUAUCGUCAGAGGAUCAUCAGAGAACUUACAGCACGCUGUGAAAACGGGGCCCAUAUCCUCAACCAUCUGCACUGCCUGUUUGAGCAGCAGGACCCUUCUCUGGCCCUCGCUGUACAACCAAAGACACUGCGGAUUAAUGUUUGUGAUGAAACACUCUCCCAAAUGGACUACAAUACUAUCAAGUACUUCCUAAACCUGACAAAGGGGACAAUAUCAGAGCUGGAUCUGACUGGGACCGGAGUAAGCUGUGAAUCACUAAGAGAUAUUCAGCCCCUGCUGAUUAGAUGUCAGUGUCUUUGGCUGGGAGAAAACAUCCUCGAUAUGGAAGCAGCUCAAGCGAUUGCUGAUGUGUUGCAAGUGUCAGAAAGUAUAACCCAACUAGGACUUGGAUGGUCGAACAUUGGGGAUGAGGAACUACUUGUUCUAUCACAUGCCAUACGCGUGAAAAAAAAGCUUGAACAGUUGUGGAUGGAGGGAAACCGCCUGACCUACAGAGGUCUGAUGUCCCUCAAGGACCUGACUCCAUAUCCUCUGGAAAGAGUUGUAGCCAUAUGGAAUGACCUGACUGACACCGAUCCAGAAACCUUUAGCACUAGAGAAAGUGUAACUGUGGAUUUCACAGAUGAUGAUAUGUGGGACGGAUGGGGGCAAUGGGUGUUGAAAAGGUGUGAGGUCAGCAGCAACGAGAAGUUAGUGAUGGUACUCCACAAAGUGUGCAACGUUUCAGCCCACUGCUUGAAAGCAAAGUGGGCGAAAACCUUUUACGAGCAACUAACACAGCUCAUCGCUGGCAGGAUAGAGAGCUGCACCGAGGAAGACAUGUGCAAGAAGCUCAGAAAGUUUGAGAACAUUUUGCAACACUGACAGACAAAUAUUCACUUACCUCAAGUCAUAAGCUAUAAAUGGAGUUCAUGUGUUUGUUUGAUGUUAAACGCUUUGUGUGAAACAUAUUGAUUGUGAAUGAUAAACUAGUAUCACUACAGAAUUAUAUUUACUACAUAAUAUGAUGCAAUUUCCUGUCUUCAACCUCUAAUUUGGGAUUUUUGCCCAUGAGGGAAUGCAUGCAGGUCACAUAUCCAGAAUGUCAUUGAAAAUAUUCAAUAUGCAAAACAACUAGUUGGCCCGUACGGGGAUCGAACCCGCGACCUUGGCGUUAUUAGCACCACGCUCUAACCAACUGAGCUAACCGGCCACAGCGCUUUGAGACAUAUAUUAUAUUAUUCACCUAAAAUACAUUAAAGUUCUCGUGUUUAAUGUUUUAUCUACUUUCAGCACAUCAAUUGUUCCCCUUAAAAAAAAAGGCCAUGCUGGGAAUUUAUACAAGUGAAAAAUGUAAUCUUUAACUACAUACUGGUUAUCAGGUUAAACAAAUUACAAUACCGUAGGCCUACUGUUUACAACAAUAUAUAAAAAAAUGUAUUACCUUAUAAUACUGAUGUGUUUUCUAUUUAUUUUGAUUUCUAUCAACUAUUUAUAUUACAAGCUAAAUGUUUUGUACUUUUUUUGUAAUAUAAUAAACACAAGUUUUA
Labrus bergylta (ballan wrasse) is the source of this 3418-nucleotide messenger RNA. RefSeq names its product NACHT, LRR and PYD domains-containing protein 3-like. Gene Ontology annotation, biological process: regulation of apoptotic process. Lineage: Eukaryota; Metazoa; Chordata; Actinopteri; Labriformes; Labridae. The record is from RefSeq and is a predicted model, not a curated record.